GACAUUUAAUGGAUAGAAAUGAUUGUGAACUUCGUGUAUAAAAUAUUUACAAUCUCUUUGCAAACAACCUCAUACAUACUUGUGAGUGUAUACCUCUACCUACCCCAUACAUACUUGCGAGUGUAUAGCUGUACCUUCCUGAAAGUCUAAUCACUUCGCAAAGGGAUUUUGCGGAGAAGGACCUGGCUGGGUUUAUUUUCCGAAUUGCAGUCAGCGCAGAGUUGAGAGAGAGAGAUUCAAAUUUUCCAGCUCCAUCAAAUGCCUGACCAUCUUAAUGUGGUUCAGUCUUUCGAUUGAGACUAAACAUCAGCGUACUUGAGAGCCCAAGAUAUGGGAACUCUGCACGUCUCUAGAGCUCAUCUCACCUGUCCUUCACCAUGUGAGAAACAGCAGGAAAAACCCAUUAGAACUGAUGCAAUUUUCUUCAAACCCACCUUACAUUCCCAUAACUCCUGUCCCUACUUGAGACCCAUCAGGACGCAUGCCGUAAAACACCAGGAGUCAAGCUCCAAUGCUCAACAAUUCUCGGCAAAUAUAAAUAAAGAAGUUUUGAUUUUAUGUAGAGAUCGGAAAUUAAGGGAGGCCAUGGAUUUUGUCGAUGCUCCUGGGCUAGAUUUGGAUACUUAUUCUUGCCUUCUGCAACUCUGUGCCGACUGCAAAUCGCUCUCAGACGGCAAACGAAUCCAUUUGAAAAUAGCUUCUUCUGGGAUCAAAUUAGACAGCACUUUGGGUGCCAAGCUGGUGUUCAUGUAUCUAAAAUGUGGGGAUUUAAAUGAGGGACGAAGAGUUUUCGACGGGAUCGCAAAGGAGAACACUUUUCUCUGGAAUAUGAUAAUGAAUAAGUACACAAGGAUUGGAAACUACAUGGAAAGCUUCUCCAUGUUCCAAAAGAUGAUUGUCUUAGGAUUCAAGCCUGAUUCUUUUACCUUUACACGUAUUUUGAAAUGUUGUGCCUCAAUGAAAAGUAUUAGGCACGGUGAGCAAGUUCAUGGUUACAUAAUCGUGACAGGGUUUGAAUCUUUUACAACAGUGGGUAACUCGCUUAUAUCUUUAUACUCGAAAUGUGGGCAGACAGGAGCCGCAAGACUAGUGUUUGAAGAGAUGUCUCAGAGAGAUAUUAUAUCGUGGAAUUCAAUUAUUGGGUGUUAUAUAUCGAAUAAUAUGACUCGAAAAGGAAUAGAAGCUUUUCGAGAAAUGCAGGAUUGUGGAUUUCUACCUGAUCCAGCUACCUUGGUUACUCUAAUUCCAGCUUGUGCAGAGUUGGGUUGUUUAGUUCAGGGGAAACAGCUGCAUGCUUAUGUUUUUAAAAGUGGUUCGGACCGAGAGAUCAAUGUCUUGAAUUCUUUAAUAGACAUGUAUUCAAAGUGUGAUUGUUUUAGUUAUUCUAUGAAGGUGUUUGAUAGAAUGCUUCAAAGAACUGCUGUGUCUUGGACUUCUAUGAUACAAGGCUAUGGUGGACAGGCACAGUUUCAAAAGGCGAUUGAAAUGUUCUCUGAAAUGGAAACAGAAGGAGUUAAGCCCGACCUUUUCACCAUUACUAGCAUCAUACAUGCGUGUUCACAUGGUGGGUCUCUAGAUCAUGGCAGGGCCAUCGAUGCUUAUGUUAAGAGAAAUGCUUUGGAUUCAGAUCUUUUUGUUGCUAAUGCUCUUAUUGACAUGUAUGCAAAGUGCGGCAGCAUGGCUGAUGCUAGGCGUGUAUUCAAUGGCAUGAAUUUCAAAGAUAUCAUCUCAUGGAAUGCCAUGAUUGGUGGUUGCACCAAAAACUGCCUCCCUAAUGAAGCCCUAGGCCUAUUUGCCCAAAUGCAACAUGAGACGCGGCCUAAUUCGAUAACCAUGGCAUGCAUUCUCCCUGCUUUAGCAGGCCUAUCUGCCUUUGAAAGAGGCCGAGAAGUCCAUGCCUAUACAAUAAGAACCGGUGCUUUCUCAGACAAGUUUGUGGCCAAUGCCCUCAUGGAUAUGUAUGUGAAAUGUGGGAUCAUGUUAUAUGCCCGAUCCCUAUUUGAAAGGAUGGUUGAGAGGGAUUUGGUGUCAUGGACUGUGAUGAUCGCGGGGUACGGCAUGCAUGGUCAUGGCGAGCAUGCCAUCAUGCUUUUCACUCAAAUGCAAGAGGCCGGAAUCAAAUUGGACUCAGUCGCCUUCACCGCAAUCCUCUAUGCAUGUAGCCAUGCGGGUUUGGUCAUGGAAGGCUGGAAAUUCUUCGGGGCCAUGAUGCAUGACCAUGGCAUUGUGCCUGAGCCUCAACAUUAUGCAUGCAUGGUCGAUCUUCUAGGAAGGGCAGGACAUUUAGAAGAUGCAUAUAGGUUCAUCAAGAACAUGCCAAUGGAGCCCGAUUCCACAAUAUGGGGUGCAUUACUCCAUGCAUGUAGGGUCCAUCGCAAUGUGGGGCUCGCUGAGAAAGUUGCAGAGCACGUAUUCGAAUUAGAACCGGAAAACACAGGGUAUUACGUGCUCUUAUCAAACAUAUAUUCAGAGGCAGAGAAAUGGGAGGGGGUGAAGAAGAUUAGGGAAAAGAUGAGCAAGCGAGGGCUACGUAAGAAUCCGGGCUGUAGUUGGAUGGAGAUAAAAGGGAGGGUCCACGUCUUUGUUUCGGGAGAUAGGUCGCAUCGUGAAGAUAUGGAAAUGCGGAUGUUAAUGGAGUCUCUAAGAUUGAAAAUGGAGGCGGAAGGUUAUGUUGUUAAGAGGAGGUAUGCUUUGUUGCUGGGUGAGGAUGAGAAGGCUAAGGGAGAGGCCCUUUGUGAGCAUAGUGAGAGGUUUGCCAUUGCUUUUGGGCUAUUGAAACUGCCAAAGGGUGCAACCAUUAGAGUGGCUAAAAACCUUAGGGUGUGUGGAGAUUGUCACGAAGUUGCAAAGUUUGUUUCUAGAGAGAUGGGGAGAGAGAUUGUGCUCAGAGAUCCUAAUCGGUUCCACCAUUUCAAGGAUGGGAGGUGCUCUUGUAGAGGAUAUUGGUGAUCAAACCUAUAGUUUUGACCAUUCCAUCUUUGGAAACGCCGGAUCGCACUUGUACAACGUCGAACUGCUCACUUCAAAACAUCAGACCGUUACUUCAAAAUGUCGGACUGCCCUUCAAAAUGCCGGACCGCCAUAUCAAAAAGUUGGACUACUCUUUCAAAAUGGCGGACUACAACUUCAAAACGUCGAACCGUCCAUUCCAGCAAAAAAUAAUCAUCGGACUGCCACCAUGAAAAGCCGGACCGCCACCAUGAAACGCUGGACUGCCUGUUUAAAAUGCCGGACUGUCUUCUCCAAUGAAAAUAAUUUGUUAUGUGAGGGAAGGGUAAUUUUCAUUAAAAAAAAUGAACUUUUGUAGGGAAUAUUCGCUAGGAAAAGUUGGGUGGGUAUGGGUUUUUUUUUUGCAAUUUUCCCUUUUUUUAUUUGAAUUAAUUGAUGGAAAAAUAAUUUAUGAAGUGGUGGAUAGUGGUUCUAGCACCUUUCAUAUGAUUUUGAUGGCCUAUCUAUGAAAUGGACGGCUCAUAUCUCUCACCCCACAAGUCAUCAAAGAUCAAUGGUGCAUAUUCAAUAUCACAUGAAGAAGCAAGCUAUGGAAAACACUAAGAAAUCCUACAACCCUUGAUGCACUAUAAAAGGGGAGCACCCUACCUAAUAUGCUCUACUUCUAAAGUUUCUAUCUCUCUCAUAUUUCUCGUAAGGGUAUGCCCCACUCUUAGAAACCUCUCUCUGAUUCUCUUGGAAAGUUUCUCUCUCUUUCUCCCCCUUAUGAAAAUCAAG
Amborella trichopoda is the source of this 3726-nucleotide messenger RNA. RefSeq names its product Pentatricopeptide repeat (PPR) superfamily protein (gene DOT4). Gene Ontology annotation, molecular function: protein binding; zinc ion binding; RNA binding. Gene Ontology annotation, biological process: RNA modification. The record is from RefSeq and is a predicted model, not a curated record. NCBI's taxonomy places the organism in Eukaryota, Viridiplantae, Streptophyta, Magnoliopsida, Amborellales, Amborellaceae.